CUUUUCUCGGGAAACCGACCACGACCUCGCGAGAGACUCUGCCUGGUGCCAUCACACCUCUUCCUCCUAGUUCGGUUUUGGCCUAGUCACUUACCUUCUUAUUUCGAUCGGGCGAGGCGUGUAUCGGUCUCAGCCAUUCGACAAGGCUUGCCGUCCGGGGUAUUUCCCGCAUUGACGUUACGCCGGCCAACAUGUCCAAGCCCAAAGCCUUUCUGAAGCACUCAAAGGCGAAGAAGAAAGCUGAGCAGGUAUUGGACACCGCAGACGAUUUUCAGGCAGCCGGGGUCGACUUCGAAGAAGCAGCAGGAAAAUGGAGAGCUGGGGAUGCCGUCAAGUCGAUGCGAUUCUUCUCCAGAGCCAUUGACGUAUAUGAUCGGGGUUUGCAGAAAUUCCCUGACAGUCUCGAUCUUGCAUACAACAAGGCCAGAGUACUUCUAGAAAUUGCAACACACCCUAUCCUUGUACAACAGCUACAGGCGCCACUCCUAGAAGUGCUGCAACAAGCCCUCGAUGCUCAUCGAUAUGCACUAAACCUUGAUCAAGACAAUGCCGAUGCUCUAUUCAACACUGCUCAAGUGUUGACCACCAUUGCCGAAGUAUUUGCGAAAGAUCCAGAUCGACCUGAUCAAGAUGCCUUGCAAUCACUCGAGGAGGCCCUCGAAUUGCAAAAUCGUUGUCUCGCCAUUCAGGAACUCAAACUCGAGCAGAAUAUCCAGCAGCAAGAUGAGGCCGAUGCUCAAGGCGAUACGGAGGACUUUCAACCAGCGCCUCCCGAAGGCAACAACGAUAAUAUCGAUGACUCUGCUGACAAGGCUUCACGCGACAAUGAAGAGCAGUGGUUCUCGGUCGUGGAACCAGUGACAAAAGAAACUCUCAUUGACACCAUCCUUGCCGAACUAGGGACACUGACUACGCUUUGCAGCAUCUUGUCCUCCACCACCACCUCCGCUCCCAUCACUAGCCUUGCCUGGAUCGAAGAAUUUUCUUCGAAACUACUCAAGACGAAGCUACCAAUCCUUCUCCGAGAUGCAGAGCCUGAGACCGUGCAGGAGGUUGCACUAACCCGGGCCAACUUCAUCUCUGUCUUGCUUGAAGCUGGUUAUAAACUUGGAUCCAUUGAUGCAGCAACGUACAAGAGGGAGCGCGACGAAGCCUUUAAGUCAUCCGACCUUACUCUGGACAAAAACUUUGUCGCGUUACUGGCCAAUGCGAACAGCCUGAUUUCAUACAAUGCUGCCCUUGCGGAUCGUGAUAUUACGAUAGCCGAGUCUCAGAUCCCGCAGAGAUGGAACGCUCUGUCUGCCGCGAUAGCCAAUAUGGCAACCGCUUCGAAGAUCUCCGGUCCGGUCCCAGAUGACAUCGCCGAGACACAUUUCAUACGAGGAAAUUGCUCACUGCUACAGGUCAAGCUCGGUCAUCCGCCUGUAUCUUACCAACCAGCCAUUACGAAUGCAGUACAAUUACUUAAAAAUGCCGACACUUUCUACAGAAAUGCGGCGAAGCUGUAUCAAGAUGACGAACAGAAGGCUACCGGUCAGCUGAGGGGUGUCGUUUCUCGGGCUCUACUGGCCGGCACUGAUUUGGAGACAGCACUGACUCAGGCCAACCUGGGACAGACGGGUGAAUGGGUACGGGGCCAAGUUGAGGAUUUGAUUGAGGAUGGUCUCAUCUCGUUCAACACCAGCACCACUUGAUUUGGACUGGUGAUGACGACUGUCACUAUCCUCUCAGGUAGCAUGAAAGGCGACCAUGUGCCGCCACGAAGACUUGAGACAAGGCUUUGAUGACACGGGCGGCCUUUGGUGACAACUCACAUUUGUCUCCGGCUUGAGGUCGUAGACUCCCCU
Messenger RNA from Exophiala viscosa, 1847 nucleotides. RefSeq lists its product as uncharacterized. Lineage: Eukaryota; Fungi; Ascomycota; Eurotiomycetes; Chaetothyriales; Herpotrichiellaceae. Bases 192 to 1694 code for a protein of 500 amino acids. The transcript has 3 exons. The record is from RefSeq and is a predicted model, not a curated record. Gene Ontology annotation, molecular function: protein binding.